GAAUCCUUCAGAUCCCGCUCUCAGGUGACUGCAGAUGCAUCUGAAGGGUCACCAUGGUGCCUCUCUGGUCUGUUUCGCUUGUCUUUGGGCUGGCUGUGGUUGCGGCGCUCAUGAGACAUCAGUAUGAGCUCGGCGCUCAUGGCGGCUUUUUCCCGAUUGCUGGCGUGCUUGCCGUUGCGGGGUGCAUGGCUGAAAACUCGUGCAUUAGUUGGUACAGAUACUAUAGCUACUCGCCAGACUGGGGCCUUUUUCUCGGCUAUGUGCCUCUUCACGUGGUUCUGAUUUGGCCUUUGUUUAUCCUUGGCGAGCAUCAGUAUCUCCGCAGGCUCCUGCCAUUGGGCAGCCUUGGCUUAAGAGCCUGCUUUUGCUUUGUGGACACUGUCCUGUUGGCCAACCUGGUGGAAAUCUACUGUGUCUCAGCUGGUUUGUGGUCCUGGAGGGAGUCCAACUGCUUGGGUGUGCCCUUGAUGGGCCCGAUCGGUUGGGCACUGUUUGCCACACCUGCAGUCCUGCUGCUGGCAGUGCAGGAGCGCGCUACGAGGAUGGGCCGGACGCAUCGUAGCCGUAUACUGGCGAUACCGCUGGUCUGUAUGGUGGUGCUGCAUGUGGGACUUUGGUCACUUUGGAACAGCGUCGGCAAGCACCUCUCGAAUUGGUCGUUCUCUCCAUCCUUCGAAGCGGCGGGCAUUUGCGCCGUGCAGCUUUGCUACGAGUGGGCUGCAAGGUCCAAGGCCUCGCAAGGUUUGGCACUGCAGAAAGAGGUCCCCAGACUCUUGGCGUGCGGCAUCGUGGCGGCGCUGUGGCUGCUGAAAGGAACGCCUGAUCCGGGGAUUUGUUUGGUGAGCUUGGCAUCCCUCCUGCGCCUUUUGGCCUUCAGACUGGCUUAGAGGGCCUUAGGGCUUCGGAAGUUCGGAAGCUCGGAGGCUCGGAAGCUCGGAGGUUCGGCAACGGUCUGAAGAAAACAGAAGCUCAGCAUGCCAGGAUUGCUUUCAGCUUGCACGCUGGCGGAUCAGGUUCAAGCAUUUCAGAGAAACGAGUGCAGUGCCC
Effrenium voratum is the source of this 1047-nucleotide messenger RNA. The record is from the annotation of a GenBank genome assembly. Lineage: Eukaryota; Dinophyceae; Suessiales; Symbiodiniaceae.